AUGGGAUUUAGUAUAGGCUAUUAUGAAGCAGGAUUUUCGGAAAGAGUUGGACUUUUGGAUCGAUUCUUCGUUUUCUGUUUCAUUAAGUCGCCUGACUUAAUGACAUCGAGAUUAAUGGCGUAA
Messenger RNA from Sclerotinia sclerotiorum 1980 UF-70, 123 nucleotides. RefSeq lists its product with no specific name. The record is from RefSeq and is a predicted model, not a curated record. NCBI's taxonomy places the organism in Eukaryota, Fungi, Ascomycota, Leotiomycetes, Helotiales, Sclerotiniaceae. The coding region runs from base 1 to 123 and encodes 40 amino acids. The transcript is spliced from 3 exons.